AUGAAGGAGCUGGUAGCCGGCUACUUUGACGAAUGGGCCGAGGCCAUCAGCAACCCCGACAUGGUGGCCCGGUUCAAGCAGUUCCAGAACACGGCCGACGCGGCGGACAACAUGGAGACUGAGCAGGACACAGGCCAGUGGCGCCCCGUCUACUGGCCCAGGGAGGCCGCCGCCCAGGACUUCAGCACCAUGCAAGGCCAGUGGUCAUGCACGGCGUGGGAGCCCGUCAUCGAGACCGCCCACUUUGACGGCGCCGACGAGCUGCCCAACGGCAUCCCGGCCACGGUCAAGCGCGGCGACACGCAGCUCGCCGUGUGGCGCUUCAGGGGCAAGUACUAUGCCACGCGGCAAGUGUGCCCGCACAAGAGGGCCUUUGUCCUCUCGGACGGCCUGGUCGGGCACGAUCCCACAAGGCCGUGCUCCGACGACGCCGAGCACCAGUCUGCCGCCCCGGCGUCGGCGCCCUGGAUCUCAUGCCCGAACCACAAACGCAACUUUGACCUGGUGGGCGGCUCCUGCAGCAGCGACGGGUCCCUGUCCAUCGCUACCUUCUCGGCGGAACCGCGCGGAGACGGCCUGCUGUACAUCAAACCGCCGCCACUGGGGGAGCUGGAUACCGGAUUGGGGACUACAAGAUGGAGAGUCCGCAAGGGAGAGAGUGGCGACUCGCCCUUUGCAGAGCUCGACAAGAAGGUGCAGCUGCUGGGGAGAAAGUCGCGGAAAGUCAACGGAAUCAAGCCGGCCGUGGACGGCCCCGUCAACGGAAUCAACAGAACAGGCUCGGAAACGGCCCGUCCUGCUGUCAUGGCUGGUUGUGGGAGUGCACCGGACUGGUGA
Molecule: messenger RNA, 837 nt
Organism: Metarhizium album ARSEF 1941
Lineage: Eukaryota; Fungi; Ascomycota; Sordariomycetes; Hypocreales; Clavicipitaceae
Product: nitrite reductase
Exons: 1
Coding region: 1-837 (278 amino acids)
Molecular function (GO): 2 iron, 2 sulfur cluster binding
Source: RefSeq, a predicted model, not a curated record